CUUCUCACCUUUGUCUCUUGCCGUUGGCAUUUCUGGUUUGGCAAAACCCAAGCAGUAGCAGAUCAUAAUUCACCGUCGAAGCUCAGGUACUUUGAGCUCCUGAACUGAUCAGGGUCAAGAAGAACGCACAGAGAAUAUGAUUUUAGGCGGAAUAGAGGACGAAGACAAAUGGCUUGCCGAAGGAAUUGCCGCCAUUCAACACAACGCCUUCUACAUGCAUCGCGCUUUGGAUGCUAACAAUCUUAGAGAAGCUCUCAAAUACUCUGCUCAGAUGCUGUCGGAGCUCCGAACUUCGAAACUCUCCCCUCACAAAUACUACGAACUAUAUAUGAGAGCUUUCGAUGAAUUGAGAAGGCUGGAAAUAUUCUUUAAGGACGAAAGCAGACAUGGCGUUUCGGUCGUUGAUUUAUAUGAGCUCGUGCAGCAUGCUGGAAAUAUAUUACCUAGACUGUAUCUGCUGUGUACGGUAGGAUCAGUGUAUAUCAAAUCGAAAGAGGCUCCAGCCAAGGAUGUGCUUAAGGAUCUUGUGGAAAUGUGUCGCGGGGUUCAGCAUCCAAUUCGUGGACUAUUUCUCAGAAGUUACCUUGCUCAAGUUAGUAGAGAUAAAUUGCCAGAUAUUGGUUCUGAUUAUGAAGGAGAUGCUGACACAGCCAUGGAUGCUGUAGAAUUUGUGCUACAAAAUUUCAUUGAGAUGAAUAAACUUUGGGUUCGGAUGCAGUAUCAGGGACCUGGUCGGGUAAGAGAGAAGCAGGAAAAGGAAAGAAGCGAGCUCCGUGAUCUUGUAGGGAAAAAUCUCCAUGUUCUUAGUCAGAUAGAAGGUGUGGACCUUGAAAUGUACAGAGACACUGUUCUUCCUAGAGUUUUAGAGCAGGUUGUCAACUGUAAAGAUGAGCUUGCACAGUAUUAUUUGAUGGAUUGCAUAAUUCAGGUCUUUCCAGAUGAGUACCACUUGCAGACUCUUGACACAUUAUUGGAUGCUUAUCCUCAGCUUCAGCCAACAGUUGAUGUCAAGACAGUGCUAUCACAAUUGAUGGAGAGAUUAUCAAAUUAUGCUGCUUCAAGUGAAGAUGUUUUGCCUGAGUUCUUGCAAGUAGAAGCUUUUGCUAAAUUGAGCAGUGCCAUUGGAAAGGUGACAGAAGCACAUGUUGACAUGCCAAUUGUUGGAGCCAUUACUUUGUAUUUAUCCCUCCUUACAUUUACACUCCGUGUACAUCCUGAUCGGUUGGAUUAUGUGGAUCAAGUGCUGGGGGCAUGUGUGAAGAAGCUUUCUGGAAAGCCAAAGCUUGAAGACAGUAGAGCAACAAAACAAAUUGUUGCACUUCUGAGUGCUCCAUUAGAGAAAUACAAUGAUGUCGUCACUGCCUUGACACUUUCAAAUUAUCCUCGUGUUAUGGACCGUCUUGACAAUGAGACUAACAAAGUUAUGGCCAUGGUUAUUAUCCAAAGCAUUAUGAAAAAUUAUACUUGCAUUUCUAGUGCUGAUAAGGUUGAGGUGUUGUUUGAAUUGAUAAAAGGCCUCAUUAAGGAUUUGGAUGGAACUACUGCAGAUGAGCUUGAUGAAGAGGAUUUCAAGGAAGAACAAAAUUCUGUUGCUCGCCUUAUACACAUGCUUUAUAAUGGUGAGCCAGAGGAAAUGUUGAAGAUUAUCUGUACUGUGAAGAAGCAUAUAAUGACUGGAGGACCAAAACGCUUACCUUUUACAGUUCCUCCUCUCAUAUUUUCUGCACUUAGGCUGGUCAGGAAGUUGCAAUGUCAGGAUGGAGAUGUAGUAGGAGAAGAACUGCCUGCUACACCUAAGAAAAUUUUUCAACUCCUGAAUCCGACCAUUGAGGCUCUGUCAUCUGUUCCAUCAUCUGAGCUUGCAUUAAGGUUGUAUUUGCAAUGUGCUGAGGCUGCAAAUGACUGUGAUCUUGAGCCAAUUGCUUAUGAAUUUUUCACUCAGGCAUUUGUCCUAUAUGAAGAAGAAAUUGCAGAUUCCAAGGCGCAGGUGACUGCAAUACAUCUAAUUAUUGGUACUCUCCAGAGGAUGAAUGUAUUUGGUGUAGAGAACAGGGAUACCUUAACACACAAGGCCACUGGAUAUUCUGCAAAGCUUUUGAAGAAACCUGAUCAGUGCAGAGCAGUUUAUGCAUGUUCACAUCUAUUUUGGGUUGAUGAUCUGGAUGGCAUCAAGGAUGGAGAAAGGGUCCUACUUUGUCUUAAGCGUGCCUUGAGGAUUGCAAAUGCCGCACAGCAAAUGGCCACUGUUACAAGAGGCAGCGGUGGACCAGUUAUACUCUUUGUUGAAAUAUUGAACAAGUAUCUGUACUUCUUUGAAAAAGCAAACCCACAGAUUACUAGUUCUGCCAUCCAGAGCUUGAUAGAAUUAAUCAAUACUGAAAUGCAAAGUGAUUCUACUACCCCUGAUCCAGCAGCAAGUGCUUUCUUUGCCAGCACAAUUAGGUACAUUCAGUUCCAGAAACAAAAAGGUGGUGUUAUGGGUGAGAAAUAUGACCCUAUCAAGGCGUGACUUGUAACAUUUCUAAACUGGCGUGUUAAGUGUGAGAUCUCAUUCAAUCGAGUUGUUUGGGGUUUGAUGGAAGGAAUUUUCUGGCUGUUGCCUUUGUAUAAUGUAGCUUUUAGUUUUCGUCCCCCAAUUGAUUUGGGAAGAAAAAAAAGUUCAGCAAAAAAAAAUCCAAAGGCUCCAAUUUGAAAUUAAAUUUUCCUUUUGUAUUAUUUUGGUUAGAUUUGCUUGAGUUUGUGCAUUAUUCUUUGUAGAAAUUCUCAGAGAAUCGUCUGUUGAAUAUUGCUGAUUAUGGUGUAUCAUUAUUUGUAGCAUGCCGUCCUUGUGUUUCUCCUAAUUGGUAGUCCUCCAUUUCUGUUGUAUACGUAAAGGAUUAUAUAUUUUGUCAAAUGUUAUUUCGUGUUGUAA
Molecule: messenger RNA, 2911 nt
Organism: Hevea brasiliensis (rubber tree)
Lineage: Eukaryota; Viridiplantae; Streptophyta; Magnoliopsida; Malpighiales; Euphorbiaceae
Product: vacuolar protein sorting-associated protein 35B
Exons: 22
Coding region: 137-2509 (790 amino acids)
Biological process (GO): intracellular protein transport; retrograde transport, endosome to Golgi
Cellular component (GO): late endosome; retromer complex; retromer, cargo-selective complex
Source: RefSeq, a predicted model, not a curated record